AACAUGCAUAUAUAAAUCCACAGACAUACCAAUACCUCCGAAGAACCAGGGCAGUCUGGAUCACGUGCGCGACGAUCCCCCGGCUCCACCACUUCCAGCUUUCCCGGACUUGCAAGUUGAUCCUCCACUCAAUCCCACCGACCUCCAACUCCCUCGCUGCACCACCUACCACAACAAUGACAUUACCCCCUACAAUCCAGGGCUCGAUGCCCUGGCGCACCUGCGGACAAUGCAUCCGCCGCACAACCCUCCGACCGACCCCGACCCGCUUCCUCAGCACCACCCGGCACCUCCGCUCCCCGGCCGCCGGCGCCGCAAAGGCCAACCCCCUGCGCGCCGCGGGGAGCAACCCCGGACCCAUGCGCGAGCAGCAGUUCACGCAGUACCGGCGCUCGAUGACGCUGUCGGCGGCGGGCAUCGCCGCCUGCGCGGUGGCCAUGUUUGGCGUGAUCCAGCUGGAUCUGUUCGGGGUGGCACCGUUGGAGCAAUCGAGUGAGGGCGAGGCGAAACAACCACAGACACAGGCGCAGACCGGGAAUAGUGGCGCCAUGAAGAUGGACGGACCGGAUGGAUUCACGGGCAGCCCGUCGGUGAUCCGCAUCCAGGGCCAGGACGGCGUGGAGCAGGUGGAAACGGGGACGAGCUCGGUGCCGCAGUUCCCCACGACGAUCAAGCUGCCGAAGACGCUGGACACGCGGGCGCUGAGCCCCGGCGACGAGGUGCCCGCGGGGGCGGGCGUCGAGGAGGAGACGUAUCAGCUGCUGGGGCUGGGGAUCCGGACGGUGUCGUUCCUGCGCAUCCAGGUGUACGUGGUGGGGAUGUACGUGGCGCAGUCGGACUUGCCGGAGCUGCAGCAGCGGCUGGUGCGCACGGCCGUGAAGCCGCCGGGCGAGCCGCAGGUCAUCGACGCCCCCGGCGCCACGUCCGCCACGUCGCUGGUCUCGACGGAGCGGCAGCAGCUGCGGGAGUUGCUGCUGGAUCCGGAGCGCGGCGACGCGGCGUGGGAUGCCAUCCUGAAGACGGACGGGCUGCGCACGGCCUUCCGCAUCGUGCCCACGCGGAACACCGACUUCAUGCAUAUGCGCGAUGCCUGGGUGCGUGGGGUCACGGGUCGGGCGCAGCAGGCGACCGCGAAGGCGCGUGAAGCCCAGAAGCAGCAGCAGCAGCAGCAGCAGCAGCAGCAGAAGGCGCUGCCGCCGAGCGAGUUCGACGACGAGGCGUUUGGCGUGGCGGUGAACGAGUUCAAGAAGGUGUUUGGCGGCGGGCAACGCAAGAACGUGCCCAAGGGCCAGACGCUGCUUCUGGUGCGCAACGCGCAGGGCCAGCUGGAUGCACUGUUCCAGGCGGAGGCAAGGAAGCCGGCGCAGUUCAUGGGCCGGGUGCAGGACGAGCGCAUCAGCCGGCUGGUGUGGUUGAACUACCUGGCCGGGAAGAACGUGUCGAGCGAGGGAGCGCGCCAGAGCGUGGUGGACGGUGUGAUGGGCAUUGUGGAACGGCCGGUUGGCACGGUGGUGCAGAAGGUGGUCUGAGGAUAUUCAAGAUAUUAUAUGCAGUUGGAUUGUGUACGAAUAUAAGAUUGUACUUUACUCUCUAUGCAGAUGCAGGCAUACAGUUCUUUCC
Messenger RNA from Aspergillus steynii IBT 23096, 1620 nucleotides. Its product is annotated as chalcone isomerase domain-containing protein. Gene Ontology annotation, molecular function: intramolecular lyase activity. Bases 177 to 1529 code for a protein of 450 amino acids. The record is from RefSeq and is a predicted model, not a curated record. The transcript has a single exon. NCBI's taxonomy places the organism in Eukaryota, Fungi, Ascomycota, Eurotiomycetes, Eurotiales, Aspergillaceae.